AUGAAACAACAACACUGCCUGAUUCACAAUUCAGUCACCCAUCUCACGCAGAUUUUGGCUCAUCAAUCUGCGAAGUCCACAACUCGUUGUCCGUCAUCGCACCGUUCCAAGUCUGGUUCAACGAAACGCAACCCCAAAGGAACUGCAGUUCGCCGUAUUUUAGACGGUGUUCGUGGUGAAGACUUCAUACCCGUCCUCCAAGCAUCUUACCGAAAACUCUACGAGUUCAUAACAACUUUCAACAACUCUAACAGCGAGGCUCUCAGCCUCAUUGAUAAACACACCGCUCUGUCUUCCUCAUCGGAGACACGCAAUAAAAAUUACUUAGCUUUAUCACAACAUCUCACCGAUAAAGACUACGACCUCCUAUCCGGAUCUAUGGAGGACUUAUUGACUGAGAUAACUCAAAUCUUGCAAAAUGAGACUGAUCCCUUUGUUCCUGCAAAGAAAACCGACGAUACUCCAGUUGUCUCGGCACAGGCUAAGGAAAUGAUUUCGAAGUUACCGUCACUUCAUAGUAUUUCUCAAUCGGAAGGAAGUGAUAAGAUAGAGGAACACUCCUCUUACCAAGUCGCUGCCACUAAACCACCAGCUGCACCAAUUGUGGUUAAAAAACUCUUUACAAAAGAGCCAGAAGCAAUUUCGUCUGGGUUACAACACAACAGUACUCCUGAGCAUCUGAAAGAGUUACCUGUUAUUACACAAUCAGGUACAAUUCCACAUGAACCACAGGCUGGUUCUACAAUUCAAGGAGAUGUCCUCCAAGACAUACUUACCAACUUCAUGAAAAACUUCGACAAAAAAUUUCAAGACUUUUCUGAAAAAACGGAGCACAAACUCCAACAGAUGAAACAACUACAAGGUCAUUUUAUCCAGCAACUGGAAGGGUUGCAAGAUAAUAUGUCAUUAGUACAAGAUCAGUUAAACCAGCACACUAUGGCUAAAGAACAGGCCUCGGAAAUCUCAGAAAAAAGAAAAAUCAUGUGCGUGGAGUUUUUUAGUUCUCAGCCAAGUUUUUCGACCAUAUGCCAUUCCCUCGCACAGCUAUGA
Molecule: messenger RNA, 1050 nt
Organism: Caenorhabditis briggsae
Lineage: Eukaryota; Metazoa; Nematoda; Chromadorea; Rhabditida; Rhabditidae
Exons: 3
Coding region: 1-1050 (349 amino acids)
Source: RefSeq, a predicted model, not a curated record